Molecule: messenger RNA, 729 nt
Organism: Sorex fumeus (smoky shrew)
Lineage: Eukaryota; Metazoa; Chordata; Mammalia; Eulipotyphla; Soricidae
Gene: RPL10A
Product: ribosomal protein L10a
Exons: 6
Coding region: 46-699 (217 amino acids)
Biological process (GO): translation
Cellular component (GO): large ribosomal subunit
Molecular function (GO): RNA binding; structural constituent of ribosome
Source: RefSeq, a predicted model, not a curated record
CGCCCUCCCUCUCGCUCUCUUCCGGCUCCCGCGGCCGCCGUCACCAUGAGCAGCAAAGUGUCCCGCGACACCCUGUACGAGGCGGUGCGGGAGGUCCUGCACGGGAACCAGCGCAAACGCCGCAAGUUCCUGGAGACGGUGGAGCUGCAGAUCAGCCUCAAGAACUAUGACCCGCAGAAGGACAAGCGCUUCUCGGGCACCGUCAGGCUCAAGUCCACCCCUCGCCCCAAGUUUUCCGUGUGCGUGCUGGGGGACCAGCAGCACUGCGAUGAGGCCAAGGCCGUGGACAUCCCCCACAUGGACAUCGAGGCGCUGAAGAAACUCAACAAGAACAAGAAGCUGGUGAAGAAGCUGGCCAAGAAGUAUGACGCCUUUCUGGCCUCCGAGUCCCUAAUCAAGCAGAUCCCCAGGAUCCUGGGCCCAGGCCUGAACAAGGCUGGCAAGUUUCCUUCUCUGCUGACCCACAAUGAGAACAUGGUGGCCAAGGUUGACGAAGUCAAAUCCACGAUCAAGUUCCAGAUGAAGAAGGUGCUGUGUCUGGCGGUGGCUGUCGGCCAUGUGAAGAUGACGGACGACGAGCUCGUCUACAACAUCCACCUGGCUGUCAAUUUCCUGGUGUCGUUGCUGAAGAAGAACUGGCAAAACGUCCGGGCCUUAUACAUCAAGAGUACCAUGGGCAAGCCCCAGCGCUUAUACUAGGCACCCUGAAUAAACCGAGUACUGCCGUGU